Messenger RNA from Salvelinus namaycush (lake trout), 2966 nucleotides. RefSeq names its product zinc finger protein 407-like. The coding region runs from base 9 to 1511 and encodes 500 amino acids. Gene Ontology annotation, biological process: regulation of transcription by RNA polymerase II. The transcript is spliced from 6 exons. The record is from RefSeq and is a predicted model, not a curated record. Gene Ontology annotation, molecular function: RNA polymerase II cis-regulatory region sequence-specific DNA binding; DNA-binding transcription factor activity, RNA polymerase II-specific. NCBI's taxonomy places the organism in Eukaryota, Metazoa, Chordata, Actinopteri, Salmoniformes, Salmonidae. Gene Ontology annotation, cellular component: nucleus.
CCUUUGUGAUGAAGAAGCACCUGAGCACUCACCUGUUGGGGAAACAUGGACUGGGCCAGCCCAAAGAGAGGAAGUUUGAGUGUGAUCUGUGCGACCGGUCGUUCAGUGAGAAGUGGGCUCUGAACAACCACAUGAAGCUGCAUACGGGGGACAAGCCCCAUAAGUGUGCCUGGCCAUCCUGCCACUACGCCUUCCUCACCCUGUCUGCCAUGAAAGACCACUACAGGACACACACAGGAGAGAAGUCCUUCCUGUGCGAUCUCUGUGGUUUUGCGGGUGGCACGCGACACGCCCUCACCAAGCAUCGCCGCCAACACACAGGAGAACGGCCCUUCAAGUGUCAGCUGUGCGGCUUCGCCUCCACCACCCAGUCCCACUUGACCCGCCACAAGCGCGUGCACACGGGGGAGAAGCCCUACCGUUGCCCCUGGUGCGACUACAGAUCCAACUGUGCGGAGAACAUCCGAAAGCACAUCCUGCACACGGGGAAGCACGAGGGAGUGAAGAUGUACAACUGCCCCAAGUGUGACUACGGCACCAACGGCCCCAUGGACUUCAGGAACCAUCUGAAGGAGCAUCACCCCGACAUCGAGAACCCUGACCUGGCCUACCUGCAUGCAGGUAUCGUGUCCAAGUCGUUCGAGUGUCGUCUAAAGGGCCAGGGAGCCACGUUCGUGGAGGUUGACACAGCGUUUGACGGGGCCUUCCCGGUGCGGAGGGUGGGCUCCAUGGAGGGUCUGGAGGGCCAGGAGGGUGUCCAGCAGGUGAUUAUCAUCCAGGGCUACGGCGGUGGGGAGAUGGCCUUCGACCAGGCCCUGGAAGAGUCAGCCGCUGCCACCCUGCGAGACCUGGCCAUGGCGGGCCAGGUGGCCGAGGUGCUCCACAUCACCGAGGACGGCCAGGUCAUCUCCUCGGGGAGGGAGGUGUCUGCAGGCGGGGCACAUCACCUGGCCGGAGGCACCACCCAGUACGUCCUGCUGGAGUCCGGCGGGUCUGCAGCCGGAGGUGGAGGUCACGGGGGAGGGGCGACGCACCACCACAUGGCGUCGGAGUCAUCCACGGCUCUGGAUGCCCUCCUCAGUGCCGUCAGCGAGAUGGGCCAGCAGGAAGAGGACAGCCAAGAGGUCAUGGCCCAGGAAGUUGUGUCAGAGGUCGUGGAGCGGGUGGAGGAAGAGGAGGAGAUGGAGGUGAAGACGGAGGAGGAGGUGUGGGAGCAGCAGCAGGUGCAGGAUGAGCAGGUGGUCCAGGAGGUUCUGCAGUUUGCAGCCAGCCAUCUGAUGAAGGAGGGGCUGACGCAGGUGAUCAUCAACGAUGAAGGGACCCACUACAUCGUGACGGAGCUGGAUGACAACACCCUCCAGGUGGAGGGGACCAUGUACACCCAGCACCAGGGAGGGGAGGACGACCAGCAGAGCGAGGGGGUUUCAGAGGGCCAGGCUGGGGAGAGGAUGGUCUACUACCUGGAUGGAGCGCCACACAAUGUGGUUCUGGAGAAGGUGGAGGUGGACUAGUCGGUGACUGUGGCGAGAAUCUCAACUGGAUUUCCUUGAUUCCUCGAGUCCUCUCCUCACCUCCUUCUCAAACCCCGUUGGAUAAGAAGUUAUAGGGGAGUGACCUCUGACCUUUUCACCCAUUGGGUUGGAGAAGGAGGCGAGGGGAGAGGAUGCAAUAAAUCAAGGAAAUCCAGUUGAGACCUUCCCUGUGUGAAGACCAAAUGUCCAGCUUAAAGCCCCAAAGAGUCUUCCUCUUUGUCUCUUUCAUUGAAAAUGUCAUGUUUUUUGUUUUUUACAUAGCUUUGUCUCCGUUUUGCAACGAUCAACUCAGGAUAACAUUCACAUCUAUAGAGUUCUAGUGAGGUGCAAAGUCUUUGGUGCUAACAUUAUUUAACAUUUGCAUCAUUUUAUGGCCAACGCCAGAAUUACCACUUGUUUUUGGAGUCAUGACUGGAAGACUGGAAAUACAUAGGCUAUUUUCAAUUGCAAAAAUAAUACUUUUAAGAUUACAUAAUGGGAAAUGUUCCCGUUAUCUAGAAAGACUUACAAUCUUUAAGUUGCGUGGUUUGGUUUUGUUGAAAGUUGGAGAAUAAUAGCAGCUUUAUUUUUCAAUUUGAUAUGGUUUUACUAAAAGGACAUUUCCACCCAAAAACGAUAUUUUGGUAUUUGUUUAAUUAGUCCAUUGUUGGUUUUGCAUGUCAGCAAUCCAUUUUCAACGUAUAUCAUUUUCAAAAUACAGAAAUACAGCCGGUAUGAUGCAAAAGGCAGCAUCAUUUAGCAUCAAACCAGCUGUAUUUCUAUGUUUUGAAAGUUAUAUAUCUUGAAAACUUGUUUGCUGACAUGCAAAACCUUUCUGUACUAUAUCAACAAUGGACUAAUGAAACAAAUACCAAAAUAUUGUUUUUGGGUGGAUUUUUCCUUUAAGUAGUGAAUUCGUUUGCAAAACUUUUUUGUUUUUUUAUUUAAAAAGGUACAUUAAUAGGUCUGUUUUGAUAACAGACACCUUGCUAUCAUACCUUGCUGAAUCUAGGACCAAUAGCAUUUUGGACAUCGAAAAUAUCCAGGCUGCUGAUUGGUCUAAAUCCAGGGGCAGUCCACUGAUUGACUUUGUUUUUCAGCAAUUCCUAAAUAUGGUCAGAAUGCUGAUUGGUCUGAAUCCAGAGGCAGUCCACCUGUUUUUCAGGAUGUUCUCAAAAUGUCACAGUGCUGACAUUGUUUCGCAUCAUUAAUAUGUUCUCUCAUAGGGAGUGUCCUUUGACCGACAAAAUAGGACAAAUGAAUUUGUCACAGAAACAUGCUUUGGCAGAAUAGCAUGAAGAGAUGACACAACAUUUAGUGAGUUUCUGAUCAUCAUAAUCCAAUUAAAGUUGAUAAGUAUUUUUCUCCAUUGGUUUUCCUGCUCUCAGUUAUUGUAAAUAUAUGUUUCUGUAGAUGAAAUUGUAAUGAGACUUGCGUUUGACUCAUGACAAUAAA